CCCAGGUUCGGAAGACUUUCUAAUUUUGCGCACAGAUCCCGGACGCAGCCAGACGGGUUUGCGGGAGACCGGAUCAUCUCAUGUCUUCUGCCAUCCAUCAGUGUGCAGCCACUCACGUCUGUCAUCACAAAGACAGGUCAGGUGCUGUGCUGUUUAAACAUGGAUCCGGAUCCAGAUCCAGAUCCAGGUCCAGAUCUCACCAUUGUCCUGCUUGGAAACACGGGAGUCGGGAAAAGUGCUUCAGGAAACACCAUCCUGGGACGCCAGGCGUUCGAGUCAAGGACUUCCUUAGCAUCUGUGACCAGAGAAAUCUGUGAAGCUGCUGAAAUAGUAUUUGAGAAACGGAUCUUAGUGAUCGACACUCCGGGAAUAUUAGGCCACGAGGAAGAGAUCCAGACCCGCUGUCAGAGAGUCCUGCAGUCCUCCAGACCAUGUCUUUUUGUGGUGGUCCUCAGCACCGAGCGCUUCACCGCUGAACAAGAGGAGGCUGUGAAGGCAGCCAUCGCUGUCCUCGAGGAUGAUGGGUUGAGGAAGAGUUGUAUGCUCUUCACAAACGGAGACACCCUGAAGGACAGGUCUCUGGAGGAUUUAAUCCAGGAAAAGGAAAGUGACGGUGGCGAGUCUGGGAAGAGAUUUUCAAACCUUUUAGACCAGUUCCAGUGUCGCCAUCUGUUCAAUAAUGAAAGUGGAGAUCAGGAACAAGUCCGGGAGCUGCUGGAGGAGACGGGUCACCUUCAGACCAGGGACCCAGGACCUCGUCCACCAGCUGCUGGUCCUGUCGCGGUCGUGCUGCUCGGUCUGCCUGGAGGAGGGAAGAGUUCAACAGGAAACACCAUCCUGGGAUCAGAUCUGUUUAAAACAGGCUCUGGCUUUAUCAGCGUCAGUACAGAGAGCGUCAGGAAAUCAGCAGACGUGGCAGGUCGUCGGGUCACGGUGGUGGACACUCCGGGAUUUACCAAGUCUCAGCUGUACACGGAGAUCAGGAGAAUCCUGGAUGGCGGUGAGCGACCGCACGCCUUCGUCAUUGUGGUGAAGAUCGGCAGGAUGUCCGAAACAGACUCUGAUCUGCUUCAGAAGCUCCCAGAACUGUUCGGCAGUGAGGCUCCGAACUACGUCAUGGUGGCUUUUACACAUAAAGACCAACUGGGAGGCAUGUCCAUAGAGGACAUGAUCCAGUCCAGCAGCUGUGUGUCCGCUCUGCUCUCCAGGUGUGGAGGGAGAUACUGUGUGUUUGACAACAAAAGAAGACGAAGCCGAAAGCAAGUUCAGGACUUCAUGAUUAAAAUCCACGAGCUGGUCUCAGCUAACGGAGGACAGACGUUCCCCCCCGACAUGUUGAAGAUGGCGGAGACGCCCGGUGAUGAAGCUGAGGGAAUUCAGCGAGGUCCAGGAGCUGGAUCUAAUGAGGCGCCGGGAGGACCUCCACAGAGACGACCCGAGACUUUAGGAACACGGUGCUGGAACACAGUUCGUUGCUGUUUCACAUGCUUUGGUUUUCCACAGGGCAACAGCGGACCAGAUGAUGAACGGCGGCCACUUCUAGUAAGGGAUCAGGGAUCUAUAAACUGAACCAGUUCAUAUUCAGGGUGGAACCAGAUACAUGCCUGCCAAACAGGCAGUGUUUGUAUUUAGGUGGCAGCAGCUGAUCAAUCAAAGGGACUGUGGAAUUCCUGUUCUCACCAGGUGCUUUCACGCCGCCUUAGUUUCCGGGAGUAUUGAGCGGGAAAGCUGGGGUCAGAUUUGAUCCGCCUCUGAGUCGGGAACGUUGGUAGUAACAGAGCCGGCACGCCGCUGUUGUUACACGUAGCGGUCUUUUUCCACACCGCUGGUUCCAGAAAGCCGGAUCACUUUGUGAAAGCACACAUGGCUGCAGGAUUAUGCUGGAAACAUUACUUCAGUAUGACUGAGUGAAUGUGGCCUAUCGGUGGUUAUUCUGUCAGUGUUUAUUCUGGAUCUCUGCGUGAAAGCGAAGUUUGUUCCCAGCCAGAGCUGGACCUGCAGCUGAAACUGAACGUUCCUAAAUAACACGGUUAGUAUUUAUUAUCAGUUCUUUGUAAGUGUGUAAAGAUGAAAGAGGCGGCAGGUCCGUGUCCAGUAACGGUUCCAGUGGACGGUACAACCGGAGCUCUGACGGGGCUCUAAACCAGCGAGUCAGUAUUGCAGUACUGCUGCUUUUAUUGAUGCCGUUUGCUUCUUCGUCAUGUUGAGAUAGUUACAGUAUGAAAGGAAAACCCCAGAACUACGCAGGGGCGGUAGGUUUCUAGUUCUGAUGACCUGCUCUGGAGUUCUGCAGACACAGAUGUUGCUUCCUUCACAGUAAAAGAAGUUAAUCUUAGAUUCUUACAUUUAAUGUUCUCCCGGUUUCAAAACAUUACUUUACUUUUACCUUGAACCGCCCAGUGUGAUGAUCAUUCUGUAGGUGAGAACACAGCUGAACCCCUAAUUCUCAUCACAAACCCUCCAUCUCAGGUUUCCUCUGAACUCCAUGUCUGACUUCGUCUCCAUUCAAUACACUUAUUAAAUUCAUCCGUUUUUGACACUGUUGUCCAAUCAGUGCCGACUUCUCAGGGAACUUUAAUGACUCUGUUAACAGGUUUAAUGAAUGGUGCUCUUUAGCUUUUGAUACCGUUUUUCCAAAGAAGACCAGACUGGGCCCAGUUCUCGGCCCGUCCCCGCAUAGAGACGCAGUGCUGCUUGUAGAUGCAGUAAAGGAAACUUUACUCUUUACUCUGGAACAGAACCUCCAGCAGAUCUGCUCGGUUUGUUUCAAGCAGCUGCUGAAAACUCAUUUCUAGAGCUUAGAAACACGUUUGCCUCAGAGUUGGUUUAUUUUGGUUGUAUGCUUUAAUCUUUGUCUACGGAUCAUCCAUUUGUAUGUGUGUAUAUGUAUACUUGUAUUUGUAUGUGUGUACUGUAAAGCCUAGUCCCAGUCAGACACCUGUCCCUGUUUACCGGUUGUGGCUGCAUUACUUGACAAAUAAACUCAGGUCUCAAUUA
Messenger RNA from Micropterus dolomieu (smallmouth bass), 2997 nucleotides. Its product is annotated as GTPase IMAP family member 8-like. The transcript has 4 exons. Lineage: Eukaryota; Metazoa; Chordata; Actinopteri; Centrarchiformes; Centrarchidae. Gene Ontology annotation, molecular function: GTP binding. The record is from RefSeq and is a predicted model, not a curated record. The coding region runs from base 160 to 1569 and encodes 469 amino acids.